Messenger RNA from Fundulus heteroclitus (mummichog), 2951 nucleotides. RefSeq names its product latent transforming growth factor beta binding protein 1 (gene ltbp1). NCBI's taxonomy places the organism in Eukaryota, Metazoa, Chordata, Actinopteri, Cyprinodontiformes, Fundulidae. Gene Ontology annotation, molecular function: calcium ion binding. The transcript has 21 exons. The record is from RefSeq and is a predicted model, not a curated record. The coding region runs from base 1 to 2895 and encodes 964 amino acids.
AUGUCAGUUCGCACUGGAGAGACCCCCCAUGAGAAAAGUCCCAUGGGGAAUUUUCUCUUCACCCAAGACUCCUUAAUGAGUCGUUUUGUUGUGGAAGUCGUUCCUGUUGCAAGGGUGAAUGUCUGUGGAGGCCAGUGCUGCCAUGGAUGGAGUAAAACUCAGGGAUCGCAGAGGUGCACCAAGCCCAACUGCUUCCCUCCGUGCCAGAAUGGAGGAAUGUGCCUUAGGCCUCAGCUCUGUGUCUGCAAACCGGGCUCAAAGGGGAAGGCAUGUGAACAGACCACGGUGCCGGCACACUCCAAUCCAGUGGUGCCUGGGAGUGAACCCACCAAUGGCCACACUAACAGUCACACAAAUCGAAACAACGUGGUACCACAGAGGCCUAUACCUCAGCAAGUGUCACCAAAUGGUUACACCUCCACUAAUAACCUGGCCCAGAUGAAGUUAACUGUCAAGGCGGCCCCCCAGUUUGUGAGACCCCAUUACAUCCAGCAACAUAUCCAACAGCAAAUCCGACCUGUGCCAAUACACCCUGUACAAAGCCAGCAGUAUGUCAUCAAGCCCAAAUACUACCACACACACACUACACAAACGCAGAUGCAUGUUCAGCCCCAACCUGACCGUCCCAUCCCUCUGACGGUGGGACACAACUCCAUUCAUGCACUGGGGAACCAAACAGGAAGGAUCAAGGUGGUCUUUACACCCACCAUCUGCAAAGUAACCUGCAUAGGAAGCAGAUGUCACAACAACUGUGAGAAGGGAAACACCACCACCAUCAUCAGUGAGAAUGGUCACACCACAGACACGCUGACAGCUCCUAACUUCAGAGUAGUGGUGUGUCACCUGCCGUGUAUUAAUGGUGGUAAAUGUAGUGCCAGGGACAAGUGCCAGUGUCCUCCAAACUUUGCUGGCAAGUUUUGCCAAAUGCCCAUUCACAACGGACACCAGCAGCACCAGUCAUCUGUAGCCCAUGGCCAGGCGCAGAUUCUCUCUACACAUACCCUACCACUUACAUACAGCCAUGGACAGACUCCUGUGUUCAACCCAGGCAUUGUUAACAUCCACAUCAAACACCCUCCAGAAGCCUCGGUUCAGGUUCACCAAGUGUCUCAGCUUGACAGUUACGGCAACAACGGGCAUCAGCAACAAGGGUCCCACUCAGGCUCUUCCUCAUCCAGCAGCUACAUCUAUCACCAUUCUGAAAGCAGCCAGAAGAUUCAGCAGUAUGGGUACAACGUAGUCUAUCCCAACCAGCAUGGCUACAAGGUUCCCGAUUACCAGCCCGUUACCUCCAAGAACACACUGGGUCGCUGCUUCCAGGAAACAGCAGCCGGUCAGUGUGGAAAGGCUUUACCGGGUCUCACCAAGCUGGAGCAGUGCUGUUCAACCAUUGGUACCUCCUGGGGCUUCCACAAAUGCCAGAAGUGUCCAAAUAAACCUUCUAUCCCUCUGAUAGACUGUCCUCUAGGAUACAAGAGAAUCAACAGUUCCCACUGCCGAGCCAACACACCUGCCAUCCAGGAAGAAAAAGGUGCUUGCUUCAGAUUGGUCAGCUCAGCAAAGCAGUGUUUACACCCUGUGUCUGCCCAGCUGAGCAAACAGCUUUGCUGUUGCAGUGUUGGCAAAGCGUGGGGCCCUCGUUGCGACAAAUGCCCCCCUCCAGGAACAGAUAAGUUCAAAGAAAUCUGUCCUGGUGGAAUGGGCUACACUGUUUUACCAAACCCCCCUGUAAACAAGCCAGUGACCGUGUUCCAGGAACCGGUCGACAUAUUACCCCUACAACCCCUGCCAACUCCAGAGAAACCAGUGGAGGCUUUUGGGACACAAGAAGAGAUUAUAUCAGCAAGUCCUACACCGGCUAAGGAGCUGGUUGUUCCUGUUGUUAGCAGUAUGCCAGUCAAUGAACCUGCCCUGCCACAGCUAUCUACCAGUGUGUCCACCAUCAGGAUGAAACCAGCUUACCCAGAAGUUGUAGAGAGGACCUCUCCUCCCAUACCAGUGGAGAUUCUCCCAUCCAACGCAGGCCAGGACAUCGCACCCACUCAGUUAGCUGAGGUGGAUGAGUGCCAGAUCAACCCUUACAUAUGUGGACAGGGAGUUUGUUACAACACAGCUGAGAGCUACACCUGCCACUGUGAUGAGGGAUACCACCUGGAUGACAGCCAAACCACCUGUGUUGAUAUUGAUGAGUGUGAAAACAAGACAGUGUGUCCUUCGGGUAUUUGCUACAAUGAGCCUGGAGGUCACAGCUGUGGUUCCUGUCGUCAUGGCUUUGUAGGGAAAGGAGGUCACUGCAUUGAUAUAGAUGAGUGCCAUGAUGAGCGUGUGUGUAUCAGAGGCCAUUGCCUGAACACUGAAGGCUCGUUUGUGUGUCAGUGUGGGCCUGGGUUCAGAGUGUCGUCAACAGGAGACCAGUGUUAUGAUGUGGAUGAGUGUCUGGAGGAGAGCUCUCCAUGUCAGGCUGUGGGCGAGUGUGUCAACAACAUGGGCUCCUACACCUGCACCUGCCCUCAGGGUUACAGAGGGAUCAAUGGCACCAGCUGUAUAGAUGUGGAUGAAUGUGUGGAAGAGACAGAGCUCUGCUCCCCUCAUGGUACAUGUCUCAACACCGAAGGCUCCUAUCUGUGUGUGUGUGACAGUGGCUUCACUGGCAGCCACCAUACGCCCUCUUGUGAUGACAUUGAUGAGUGUGGGCUCAAUGAGACACGAUGUGGGCCCCAUGGCUUCUGUGACAACAGGCUAGGCUCAUUCCAGUGUCUCUGUAACCAAGGCUACCAGGAGUCUCCGGAUGGCCAAUCCUGUGAGGAUGUGAACGAGUGUGAGCUGCCUGAGCAGUGUGUGUGGCGAAGCAAAGUGCAUGAACAUGGAUGGGUCCUUCAUCUGUGUAUGUCCUGAGGGCCAGGACUACAAUGUCAUGAUUGCCAAGUGUGAGCCCUCUCAAACAGGUAACC